This is a messenger RNA of Aspergillus uvarum CBS 121591, 1887 nucleotides long. RefSeq lists its product as uncharacterized. Bases 1 to 1887 code for a protein of 628 amino acids. The transcript has 3 exons. Lineage: Eukaryota; Fungi; Ascomycota; Eurotiomycetes; Eurotiales; Aspergillaceae. Gene Ontology annotation, biological process: regulation of DNA-templated transcription. Gene Ontology annotation, molecular function: DNA-binding transcription factor activity, RNA polymerase II-specific; zinc ion binding. The record is from RefSeq and is a predicted model, not a curated record.
AUGGCGGAAAGUCUCAGCUCAUUUAAGGUGAACACCCCGCCAGACUACCGACAUGUUCCUCAUAACUUCUGCAUUACCAGAGAAGCCCCGGCAGAUACCCACCCCCUGACAGAGAGCAAACUGAGAAUUACCGUCAAGUUCCCCCAAACGACAACACUUAUGUCAGAAGCGAAGAAAAGAUCCUCGAGCCAAGCGGGGCUCAGCGAUGAGGAUUACGAGGACAGCGACGUCACUGUCCACUCCGACAGCGACAGCCACUCUGACCAGGACAGCGAUGACCAGCACGAUGAAGUCGAGACUCGCCUGGUCAACGCCCUGCGCGAGGUCAGCGGCAAUCGCCAGAAGACGGUCCUCCUGACGCCGCCGCCCGAAGUCGAUGAUGCAGGCAUCAUUGACAGACGACCGGGCCGGGAGGAGGACCGUGAUUCCGCGGUCGACGCGGAUGAUGAGCGGGAGCCCUCGUCAUUAUCCGAAAAUGGCGACGCGAGCGACGAUGACAAGGAGAAUCGGCCGCCGGUGGAGGCGGAUGAGGAGCACGAGGAGCCCCAAGAGGGUGAGGAUGAAGGCGAGGAUGCCGUGAACAGAGAGAGACCCUAUGCGGGCGAGGAUAGCGGACCACAAUACCCCCAGAAAAGAAAGAUCAAAAGACGCAGGAAGUAUGAAGCAGAGGCCGAUCAUUCUGAGGCGAUCCGCCAGAAGUAUAUCGAGAUGCGGAAAACCCGCACCCCUAUUGCUUGUGACCGUUGCAAGAACCUGAGGAAAGAGUGCACAAUCCAUGAGGAAGGCUGCCUCCAAUGUCAGACCAUCAAGGCACCGUGUAUGCACACCGACCCGAUCACUUUGAUUACCGAGCGACGGGGGGCAUCCAAGAGAAAGGACGAAAAGAUGCAACAUAUGAAAGCUUGCAUCAUCAAGCUGCAGAGACAGGUCCAGGCUCAGAUGUACCCAUACGGUCCCCCUCUGGGUCAGUAUGCCUUUCCACAGCAUAGGUCGGAUUCUCCCAAUCCUCGUUCUCUCAGUCCGCAUGGCAAUUCGGCACGAUGGGGUCACGCCAGUAGCGGCAGCAGCGCAGAGAAGGGCGCGGCAUAUGCCAACAGGAACGGCCUUGCAGCCUCAAACAGUCACAACAACAUCGCCUCGUCGAGAAAACCUGCAAAGCGGAAUGGCGGUCACGCUUCAGUCACCAAAUCUCGGCCACUUGGCAGUGAUAGCUCGGGCAGCUCUGGGGGCACCUCCGGGUACCUGGCCGAGCUGGACAAGAACAUAGGUCCCGGUGGACGGGCCAAAAUCAACAGUACCAUGGAGAAAUUCCUCGAGCGCGACCCGGAUUACCAAAAGAAGGCUUACCUCCAUCCGAGUUCUCCUCGACCGCGCCAGAUGUCAGGUCCCGGCUACGCUCCUCAUUACCAGGAGUACCACGAGUUCAACAACAACGCACACUAUCCGACGCCACCCCUCCGACCGAUGAGCACCCCUUCGCACCGCAUGUAUGACCUUCCUUAUAUGGGUGACCCACGGUAUGGCCACCCUCAACCGGGUUAUGUCAACCAUGCCCCCCGCUACCCUACGCCGCCGCCGCCGCACUUUCGCCCGUACCCUGAACGCGUCAACCCGGAGUAUGAGCAUGUGGACCCUCGUCAUCAAUACGAUGGCGGCCUGCGUUCGACUCCGGAUGCGGACAAUGAUCCCUAUUACGGCUUACCUGACGCCGGGCCGAGCUCUUUCAAUGAAGAGGAGUUAAUACAGGCCUACCGGGCUUUUUAUCCCGAGGGUGAGUCUACUUCUGCGGGGGCGGCUGAGCAAGCCCGAGCAAGCCGAACUCGGCCCAAGUUUAUACCUCGGGGGAUGCCGCCGGGGAACCCGCCUCCCAGGCCUAGAAAGAAGUAA